Molecule: messenger RNA, 1257 nt
Organism: Necator americanus (New World hookworm)
Lineage: Eukaryota; Metazoa; Nematoda; Chromadorea; Rhabditida; Ancylostomatidae
Exons: 12
Coding region: 1-1257 (418 amino acids)
Source: RefSeq, a predicted model, not a curated record
AUGAUGCUGACGAGAUUCUUCAGACGUAUCCAACUGAACUCAGCUGAUUUCGUCCCAGCAAAUAAAAACUACAUGCCGCUGAAUGCGGAUGAGCGUGCAGCAAUCGAGCGAGUUCGAGCGGCAGCGGAUGGUGUCGGACAUCCGUACUGCGAUCACGACUACAAUAUUCAUCGUUGGAUCACCGCCUAUGGAGGAGAUGAAGAGGAAGCGGCUAGGGUACUUAAACGACAUUUGAAUAUACGUGAGAUCAUGUCAAUAACGGAGCUGCCAAAUUCGAACAGUGGUGAAAUCGAUGAAGAAGCUGAAAAAUAUGCUCCGCUUACAAUUCUUGGACGCAAUCGAAUGGAUGACAAUAAGGUUUUGUUGUUCGAACAUAGCGGUAGGAUUGAUCUCAAUGGCGUUGUCGAUAAUAUUAGGAUCACGCGAUUUCUUCGAAUGAAAUUUCGUACGAUGGAACGUCUUCAGCAACGGGUUGAACAGGAAGAGCGACGAUUAGACAAACAAAGCGGUGGUGUGCUGAUAAUGGAUCUCGAAGGACUGAGUUUUAGUACAAACCUGCUAUCGGUUUUAGCGGGUCCAUAUCGUAUACUUUGGGGCACAUUAUUCGAACAAUAUCCACAGCUUAUUCAACAAAUCAUUAUCGUUAAUGCUCCAAAAUUUGUGAAUCUUCUCUAUCAAACGUGUAUUCCCUUUAUACCACAAGACUAUAAGUCAAAAAUCAUUAUUUGUUCCGGUAUUCCUAAGGAGACAUUAUUGAAACAUAUCGAUGAAUGUUGCUUACCCGUUGAGCUCGGCGGCGGAGGAUCAUGCGAGAUGACGUCAUCUGGAGAGUUCGAGAUUUAUUCGCCUAUUCAGCCACCGCUCGCUCCCUAUCCAAAAGCUGCACCUCUUCAAAUCCCUUUGGAACAGCUCACUAUUCCAGCAGGUGCCUUCACUACACAACAGUACAAAUGGAAUGCCGGAAGUCGACUAGAAUUCUAUAUGCAGCACGAUCAAGAAUUCACACUAUUCUUUUUCCACGCCAAUGAUGAUACGAAGGACACCACCACGUGGCGUGAAAUCUACGCCGGUUGCGAGCGGCCAGCACUACCGCAGAUCGAUACAUGGCAAUGGACUGUGCCACAUGAUGGAUACUACUACAUCCGAUACGGUAACGAAAAAGCGUGGUUAUUUUCGGUGACCGUGCGACAUCUGAUUUACCAAUUGAAGGAGUCGGAGAAGACUAUUGUCAUGCCAAUUUCGACAUUUGUUCAUUAA